AUGAAUAAAGAACAAAGAGAUCGAUUAAAUAAUCAUUUCUUUGAAAAAUUUUACUUUACUGGUGAAAAAUAUCUUUUAUUAACUUGCACGACUUCUAAUUCACAAGAGCAACAAAAAACCGCUUAUGAUGAUCUUCGUAAUGCUGCAACGAAUUUCCGUAAAGCCCUUAUGGUUUUAAGCAAUGCUCAUUCUGAUUUCGUAUCACGUCAUGAAGCAAUGCAUUUAAUGGAUAAUGUGUGGGAUAAAUAUGACCAAUGUUGGAUUGGAAAUAAAGAAAAUGGUGGUAACACGGUAAAUUUGACUGAAUUAAUUGAGGAUGAAGUAAAUAAAAAACUUUUAAAGAAAGCACAAAAGAAGGGUGUAAAGAGCAUAAGCAAUAUCAAAGAGUUCAAAUCUGAAUUAAAGAUGGAACAUGUUGUUAAUAUGCAAUGUAUUGCUGAAGAUGAUUAUGACUUCAUGGAACCACCUGAUUUAAGUCUCUUGGUUAAUUAUUUAAAAGAUUGUGCUGUACACGAUACGAGCAUUUCAUCAUCGUUUAAAGACGAUAAAGUUGACACUGACUCUAUCAAAACUCCUCCAAAACGCGAUAUAACUAGUCAUUUAAGGGAUAUACGGACAACCAAUCCUGCUCUAUCUGGAUUUAACAACAAUGAUAUAAUGGAUAUCGAUAAUGAUCCUUUAAAUAUAUAUGACGGGAGAUUCUCCAACGAGCAACAUAUCAUAAAACAUUUAAAAAACCAUAAAAUGAUUCAAAAUGACACCAUUCCAAUGGAUGUAAAUUAUAUAAAUGAUGAUAACGAUCAACAUGAUUAUUCUACGGUUCAGCGUGGCUCUUUUAUUACCGCAAGACAACAAAUGUUGGUUGAAAAUCAGAAGAAAGGCCGGUUUUCCCCACCAUAUAAUCAAGGUCAAUCAUACGGUAAUUUUAAUGAUUUCGUUGACAAACCUCAUAUACCGGGGGCCUGCAAAAAGAGGGACAUCGGACCAUCGAAUCAACCCAGUAAAAGAGGAAGGUUCAUAUCUCCUUUAUUGAAACGAAAUGAAAGCCUUGGUGGUGGUGGAUCAAAAAUGCACAAAAAUAAUUAUUCUUCGUCGUCUUCUGGAUCUAAAAGAGACAAAAAUGAUAAAAAAUAUUGUGAUGCAGAAAAAGAACAAGAAAUUGAUAGUAGAUUAAAAAAUAUUGAUCCAAAAAUGAUCGAAAUGAUCCAAAAUGAGAUUAUGGAUCGUGCUCCCAGCAUUUCUUGGGAAGAUAUCGCUGGAUUAGAACACGCGAAAAAAACCAUUCAAGAGGCCGUUACAUGGCCUAUGUUAAGACCAGAUAUUUUUACAGGGUUAAGAGGCCCUCCUAAAGGUUUGCUCAUCACAUUCACCUUACGACUUCUUGCAAAUAUAAAACUUAAAUUGAUUAAAAAUAUCUAUAGGAUUAUUACUUUUUGGACCUCCAGGGACCGUGCUUCAUCACUAACUUCGAAAUGGGUUGGCGAUGGUGAAAAAAUGGUUCGCGCCUUAUUCGCUGUUGCAAGAGUAAAUCAACCCGCUGUAGUAUUCGUAGAUGAGAUCGAUUCUUUAUUAACUCAAAGGACUGAUGGUGAAUUUGAAUCUUCAAGACGCAUCAAAACUGAGUUUUUGGUUCAAUUUGAUGGUGUGAAAACCGCUGGGUUAGAAGAGGAUCGAAUUCUUAUUGUUGGGGCAACCAAUAGGCCACAAGAAAUCGAUGAAGCUGCACGACGCAGAUUUCGUAAAAGACUCUAUAUUCCUUUACCAGAAUUAGAUGGAAGAUACUGCAUUAUAAAAAAUUUAUUACAGAAACAAAAACACUCGUUAACCGAUCAAGAAAUUUAUGAAAUUUGUGAGAAAACUGCAGCGGAUGAUGUCCGACCAAUAAAUUAUCAAGAUUUUUUAAACGCAUUGACGCAAGUUCGUGCAAGCGUUAGCGAUCGCGACUUGGAACUAUACCAAACAUGGAACCAAAAUUAUGGAAGUUUGUCAUAA
Messenger RNA from Cetraspora pellucida, 1992 nucleotides. The record is from the annotation of a GenBank genome assembly. Lineage: Eukaryota; Fungi; Glomeromycota; Glomeromycetes; Diversisporales; Gigasporaceae.